AUGGCGAUCCUGCGCGCGCGGCAGCGGCAGCAGAAUAUUGCCGACGAGCGCCGCAAAUGGCACGUCAAGCCGUGCACAAAGGAAGGCAAGGUGCGACUGCACGCGAUCGCUCGAGAGAGCACGGUAUUUUGCAUCGGCAGUUCGAAUUUGCUCGCUUUUUCCAAGGAAUUUCAAGCAAACAAGAGCGCUGUGACGGCGCUGACCGAGCAAGUCGCGCUCGUGUCGUCAACGGCGCAGCUGGAGCAAGCACAGACGAUGUUGAUGCCGCUUCUGGAUACGUUUACAAAAACGUACAACGGCGUGCACCAAGCCUUGCAACAGGUCCCCCCGCCCCCGCACGCUAUGGCGAGCGAGAGGUCGACCAGCGUCGAUCCGCCGCCAGCGACAGAUAUUGUGCUGAAGAAGACGAAGAAGACGAAGAAGAAGAAGAAAGUCGAGACAUCGGGGCAGCAGCGCCGGACACGAGAUGCGCACGUUCCGUGGUCGCUCCUCGAUCAGCUCGCGGCGGAGAAGACCAAGCUACAGACCGAGAAAGCUCUCGGUGCC
This is a messenger RNA of Saprolegnia parasitica CBS 223.65, 546 nucleotides long. RefSeq lists its product as hypothetical. The record is from RefSeq and is a predicted model, not a curated record. NCBI's taxonomy places the organism in Eukaryota, Oomycota, Saprolegniomycetes, Saprolegniales, Saprolegniaceae. The annotation marks the transcript as partial. The transcript has a single exon.